CUCUUACACUCAAACAGCACCCAUUUUUCCUUUCACGUUCUGUCAUGCAGCAUAUUUGAAUUCCAGAUUGAUUUUGAAGGGACUUGCAUUUUACACAUCAUGAGACAGGCAGUCAGGACAACGGGCCUCGGUCGGCUCGUCUCGAGGCCACUCACCACUUCACCGACACCUUUCAGGUGCGCGGCUGCCGGUAUCGGGCGUCACGAGAGAGAACUUUCCGGGCUGAGGAGGGUUACGCUGCCUUUGACGAGAUUACCGGGCGCCACCAAGACUUUUGGUUCGGAACGGUGGUUCAGUAGCAAGAAGCCGGUUUUCGAGGCGGGCGAAGCCCCGUCGUUUGCAUUUGCUUUUGACAUCGAUGGCGUUCUGUUGCACGUGGCCAAGCCCAUUCCCGGGGCCGCCGAGUCGCUGCAGUAUCUCAACGACAACAACAUCCCGUUCAUCCUCCUGACCAACGGCGGAGGCAAGCCCGAGGCCGUCCGGGUGAAGGACCUGAGCGACAAGCUCGGGGUCAAGCUCUCGGUGGACAACUUUGUCCAGUCGCACACUCCCUUUCAAGAGCUGGUGCAGGGGCCGGAGGGACUGGGAGACAAGACCAUCUUCCUGACGGGUGCCGAUGCGAGGAAGUGCAGAGAGAUUGCCAAGCUGUACGGCUUCAAGAACGUGGUGACGCCUGCAGACAUCAUCCACGCCCACCCCGAAGUAUUCCCCUUUGAACUCCUCAAAAAGUCGGUCUACGCAGACUCCCACGAGACCCUACCGAAACCGAUCCACGACGGCACCGUAGCAGACGCGGACGCGCUCAAAAUCGACGCAAUGUUCGUCUUCAACGACCCGCGGGACUGGGCUCUCGACAUCCAAAUCAUCACCGACCUGCUCUUGUCGCGCAACGGUCUGCUGGGAACGUACUCGCCCAAGAACGGCGACGCGUCGCUGCCGAACGGCGGGUGGCAGCAAGACGGGCAGCCCCCGCUCAUCUUUUCGAAUGCGGACCUGUUCUGGUCGACGACGUACCACCAGCCGCGGUUCGGACAGGGGGCAUUCCAGGCGGCUGUGGCGGGCGUGUGGAAGGAGGUCACGGCGGGGCAGGCGGAGUUGAAGAGGACUGUGUUUGGGAAGCCGUUUGCGACUACGUAUCAGUAUGCAGAGCGGGUUCUUGAUGCCCAUCGAAAGGCGCUGCUUGGUAAGAGUAAGAGUGGUGGUGGUGGAGAUGCCGCGCCGUUGAAGACGGUGUACAUGGUGGGGGAUAACCCGGAGAGCGACAUCCGGGGCGCGAAUGAUUACAGUAACGAGGAGACGGAGUGGGCUUCUGUGCUGGUGAAGACGGGUGUUUGGAGCCAGGAGAGGGGCGCGCCUACGCAUGAGCCCAAGAUGAUUGUGGAUGAUGUCAAGGCGGCGGUUGAGUGGGCGUUGCAGAGGGAGGGAAGGUCGGCCAAGAUCUAG
Messenger RNA from Colletotrichum costaricense, 1443 nucleotides. RefSeq names its product HAD-superfamily subfamily IIA hydrolase. Gene Ontology annotation, cellular component: mitochondrion. The transcript is spliced from 3 exons. NCBI's taxonomy places the organism in Eukaryota, Fungi, Ascomycota, Sordariomycetes, Glomerellales, Glomerellaceae. The annotation marks the transcript as partial. The record is from RefSeq and is a predicted model, not a curated record. Gene Ontology annotation, biological process: glycerophospholipid biosynthetic process.